CGCUCAAACACAUGUUACAAAAGACAUUAUACGUAAACUGCUAGAGACACCUACACUAACCUUCAUCAACCUUAUUCAAAGAAAAAUGCUAAAGGCGGUUGGACAAGUUCUUUUCUCUUCUGGUCUACAAACCCCAAAGUUUACUGCGGAGGAGAGUAAGGGACAGGACUAUGAAGUCCGUACCUAUCAUGCCACCAACUGGGUCAGCACCACUGUCGAGGGCAUGCAGCAAGGUGCAGCAAUGAGCACUGGCUUUAAACGUCUCUUUCGCUUCAUCCAAGGCAGCAACGAAAAGAACGUGAAGGUGGAAAUGACGGCCCCCGUGUCGUGUUUGGUGAACCCCGGGGCCGGCCCGGCGUGUGAGACCUCCUUUACCGUGUCUUUCUUCAUCCCGGAGGAGCAUCAGGCUGACCCGCCCCGGCCCACCGACCUGGAGAACAUCUUCGUGGAGAGCAGGAAGCCGUUCACUGCCUACGUCAGGACCUACGGAGGUUUCUCUAAUGAACAGAAGAGCCGUGAGGAGCUUCUGAGACUUGUGGAGAGCCUUCAGAGGGACGGCGUGCCCUACAAAGAAACGCCAUACUACGUCGCUGGCUACGACAGCCCCUUCAAACUGACCAAUCGCACGAACGAGGUCUGGAUCCUGAAGAAAGAAGAUGGGGAGUAGGGGGGGGUGACGGGUUGUGGUCCUACAUUCCACUGGUGUGGGAUUGAGUUUACAGCUUAAUAGGAUGGACCGUAGGUGCCUUUCCAAUGUAAGUUAGGUGACUUCUGAAAAUAGAGAAAAAAGUGACAUGUUUUAUUUUAUUUUUUUAUGCUUUGAAUGUGAAGAUUAUUAAAGGGACGGCUUGUUUUUAGAUCGUGUGUAAGCCUUAACUAACUAAAUGGUCAGUUAAACAAUUACGCAAAUCUUUAUGUCAAAUUUACAUAAUGCACUUUGACUAUGGACACCGCUACUACUUUAUUAGUGACCAGUCAUACACAUCAAAAUGCACUGUUAAUGUGUGCCUAUGUCAUAAUGAAUGUUUAUCUAUUUUCUUAUUGAUAGAUAUGCCAACAAUUUAAUUGGUACCUUUUAUAUUCCUUUAUCAUAAUUAUAUGUAAACAUAAAACAGAUUGUCUAUUGUAAGCAAUGUAUUGUGGGUGUAUCCACACUGAAAUAUUUAAAGGAUAUGUCUAAAUCAUGUUGUGAAUGAAGAAUAACAAGAUGAAUAUAUUUACUCAACUAUU
Hypomesus transpacificus is the source of this 1230-nucleotide messenger RNA. It is a transcript of the gene hebp2, whose product is annotated as heme binding protein 2. The transcript is spliced from 5 exons. Gene Ontology annotation, cellular component: cytoplasm. Lineage: Eukaryota; Metazoa; Chordata; Actinopteri; Osmeriformes; Osmeridae. Bases 86 to 667 code for a protein of 193 amino acids. The record is from RefSeq and is a predicted model, not a curated record.